AUGGAUGUUCAACCAAUUUAUCAAGAAUAUUCUGCUUGCGAUGUAUCUUUAAUUCUUCCUAUUCAACAACCUGUUGAUUAUCAACAAGAUACUAUCCCACAACAAUCUUUCGAUACUAUGGAUAUUCAACGUAAUUUCCAAGAAUAUUCAGAUGAUAAUACUAACGAUGUAUCUUCAAUUCUUCCUAUUCCUGUUGAUUAUAAACAAGACACCAUCUCACAACAAUUCUCCGAUAAUAUAAAAUUUGAAUUUUAUCUUCCUUUACCAAAUGAUGCACAUGUCUAUGUUACUUAUACCGAAUUAAAUUUAACGGAAAUCGCGCAACUCUUAAAUAAUAGAAUUGAUUUAUCCCACAUUCCCGAUCAUCGACUUCCAUAUAAUUAUAAAGUACAACAUUUAAUUUGUCAACAAAUUGUUCAACAACCUGUUGAUUAUCAACAAGAUGCCAUCCCACAACAAUCUUUCGAAGAAUAUUCAGAUAAUAGUACUAACGAUGCAUCUUCAGUUCCAAACAGUCCUGAAGACGGGUACAAUUCAAUUACAUCAAAAUAA
Rhizophagus irregularis DAOM 181602=DAOM 197198 is the source of this 552-nucleotide messenger RNA. RefSeq lists its product as uncharacterized. NCBI's taxonomy places the organism in Eukaryota, Fungi, Glomeromycota, Glomeromycetes, Glomerales, Glomeraceae. The record is from RefSeq and is a predicted model, not a curated record.